Messenger RNA from Strongylus vulgaris, 204 nucleotides. Lineage: Eukaryota; Metazoa; Nematoda; Chromadorea; Rhabditida; Strongylidae. The record is from the annotation of a GenBank genome assembly.
AUGUCUACGAAUAUUCUCGACCAGGACUUCAUGAAUACAGCGACAGUUACAGUACGUCUCAAUCAUUUGGCAGCCCAUUGGGUCGCAUUUUCUCUACUGCCAAGUCGAACGAGUUCUCCAACUCUUACUCAAACUCUUGGAGCUCUGAUUCAAACUCAUUUUCCGGUGCAAGGACAACCUCCUCGCCUCGCUUUACGAAGAUGA